This is a messenger RNA of Nestor notabilis (Kea), 684 nucleotides long. RefSeq names its product ankyrin repeat domain-containing protein 34C-like. The annotation marks the transcript as partial. NCBI's taxonomy places the organism in Eukaryota, Metazoa, Chordata, Aves, Psittaciformes, Psittacidae. Gene Ontology annotation, molecular function: protein binding. The transcript is spliced from 2 exons. The record is from RefSeq and is a predicted model, not a curated record.
AUCAACGAGAGCAACGAGAGAGGGGAGACGGCCCUGAUGGUGGCCUGCAUAACCAAGCACAUCGACCAGCAAAGCAUCAGCAAGCCCAAGAUGGUGAAGUACCUGCUGGACAACAGAGCUGAUCCCAACAUCCAAGACAAGUCCGGGAAAACAGCCCUGAUGCACGCCUGCAUCCGCGGCGCUGGUGGGGAUGUGGUGUCCCUGCUGCUGGAGAAUGGCGCAGACCCCAGCCUGGAGGACCACUCCGGGGCAUCAGCGCUGGUCCACGCCAUCAAUGCCAAUGACAAGGAUGUGCUGCAACACCUCCUGAAUGCCUGCAAAGCCAAAGGGAAGGAGGUGAUCAUCAUCACCAUGGACAAAUCUGCCUCUGGCACCAAUACGGCCAAGCAGUACCUGAAUAUGCCACCCUCACUGGAGUUCAAGGAGAGAGGCCCCCCUGAGGCACGCACAGGGCGGGGCCCAGAGCCAUGGGGUCUGGUGGCACCCUCAGUGCUAGCAGCCUCCACAUACCAGGAUGACACACGGGUGGGUGCAGACGAGGAGGUGAUCACGGGCAUUGGUGACCUCUCACUCUCCAAAAAGGCUUCUCUUGCCCGUGGCAGCAGCUGGAGCAAGGACCCAUCUCUCUUGCCACCGGUGGAUGAGCCGGCUCCAAGGGCACCGCUGAGGAAGGCAGCCUUCGAG